Molecule: messenger RNA, 214 nt
Organism: Symbiodinium sp. CCMP2456
Lineage: Eukaryota; Dinophyceae; Suessiales; Symbiodiniaceae
Source: the annotation of a GenBank genome assembly
GUCCUUGAAGAAUUUGAUGCCUUACCCAGAGAAGGAGGAGCCGGCGAAGCCAAAGGAAAGAGAGUUUAGUCCCAUCAGCUUCCUGGCCACCAUCAUCGGCGCGCUGAUCCUUUUGGGCACGGCCGUCUCUGUGCUCGUGCCCCUGGUCUCCGGCCUAUACAAGGACAUGACGGGUGAGUACUUGGUGAGAUUAGACGUGCCUUCGCUGUACUGA